Onychostoma macrolepis is the source of this 3407-nucleotide messenger RNA. RefSeq names its product TLC domain containing 4a (gene tlcd4a). Lineage: Eukaryota; Metazoa; Chordata; Actinopteri; Cypriniformes; Cyprinidae. Gene Ontology annotation, cellular component: endoplasmic reticulum; membrane. Gene Ontology annotation, biological process: lipid homeostasis. The record is from RefSeq and is a predicted model, not a curated record. The transcript is spliced from 7 exons. Bases 413 to 1201 code for a protein of 262 amino acids.
AGUGAAUGAAUUGACUCGCUGAUGAAUCAAAAUUCCCACCACAAGAGAUGACAUUAUCAGUGUGUGAAUAUCUCUUUAAGAAUGAAGCUGAAAUUGGAUCCUGUCGUUCCUGCACCUCCACCACCACAUACAGCCAUCAACACACAUCAGUUUCACAUCAUCCUCAACAUGCUCUCACCGACGCGCGUUUAUAAAACCCACACGCAUCGCAGAUUGAGAUUAUUAUAAGGACCAACCGUUUCUCCGUUUGAUAUGAAAUCAUGCAUUUCAUAUCGCCGUGGAGAGAGGAAAAUCAUGCAUGUGUCUGAUUGACGAAAAACAAGGAUUUUUAUCAGCCCAUAUGCUUUCAGACACCAUGCACAACUAGCCAACAGACACCAUUGAUGAUCGAUAAGAGUGGGGUCGGGUGGCCAUGGACCCCUUCAGCCAGCUGAUCCUGCUCAUCUCGGUGGUGAGUUUUUGCACUUUCCAGUGGCUCUUUCACAGCGUGAGCCCCUGGGCAUCGUCCAGAAUCAGCCCUGGCUUCCUCAAACUCACUCACAAACAGAAGAUCGAGUGGAACUCAAGGACUGUGUCCACGCUCCAUGCCCUGUUGGUUGGCCUCUUCUGCCUCUACAUCCUAUUCUUCGAUGAGGCCGUCAAUCACGACCCCGUAUGGGGAGAUCCUACUCUGGUGAAGAUAAACGUGAGCAUUACUACAGGCUACCUCAUAUCUGAUCUGCUGCUUAUAUUUUACUAUUGGAGAGCAAUAGGAGACAAGUUUUUUGUAAUCCACCACCUGGCAGCAUUGUAUGCUUACUACUAUGUACUGGGUCAAGGAAUGUUGCCUUAUUUUGCUAACUUCCGUCUGCUUGCAGAGUUUUCCACACCGUGUGUAAACCAACGCUGGUUCUUUGAAGUAUUAGGUUACCCCAAAGCCUCCAAGCCCAACAUGGCUAACGGGGUACUGAUGGCAGUCGUGUUUUUCGUGGUGCGGAUCGCUGUCAUGCCGGUAUACUACAGCCGAAUGAGCUCUGUGUACGGCACGGAGGCCUUCUACAAGGUCUCCUUCGGCGGCCGAAGCGCAUGGAUCUUCUCCAGCAUCUGCCUGGACAUCAUGAACGUCAUGUGGAUGCAUAAAAUCGCCCGCGGCUGCUACAAAGUCCUGCGUUCCAGCUGUAAAUCUAAACCCGAGAGCCAGGAGAAUGGAAAAACCGAUUGAGUGAAACGAAAGGGCAUUCGAAUUUUACACCACUUGCUCACAGACAGGGUCGUUGUCUUAUUGACGGUCUUCAUGGGACACUAUGGUGUGAUAGUGACCAGUAAAGACUUUGAAAACCACCCCAGAGCAAUAUUUCAGAGUUAAGAUCCAAAACUCUGACAAAAUGUCAAAUUGAGAUCUAGUACACCAGAAAAGACUGGCUGCCCACUUUUGUUUUGUUCGUUUUGAAACCGUACACCAAAAGUGCAAACAAUGCACUGUUCGAGAUCACCGACUGAACUGUAUUUUAACCAUGUUUGUUUUUAAACCGUGGGCAGGUAAACCACAUUAUUUAUUCAUCAAAGUUCAGUCCCUCGCUCUCAAUCACUGUACUGUGCAAAGGGGCCAAGCGGUCAGUCACCUGAUGUUCACGUUUACUUCAAAGCCGCGUUUAUUGACUGUGAAAGAUUCAUCCACACAACUGCACUGCACUAAACGAGGAAAAUCAGCAAUCUGGAUCAGUGUACUCAAGAAGAAUCUCUUGGAAAAUUAAUGUCACAUACUAGUGAUGUAUUAGAUAUUUUAUCAAAUGCACCGAUGAGAUCCAACUGUGGGUUAAAUAGGCGAAAUAUUUUAUAUAUACAAGAUAUGAGCAGUGAUCGCAUUAAUGCGGAACUGUUUUUAAGAAUGAAACCUGUUUACACUCGCUCCAGAUUCAGUUCAGAUUUCGCUCCUCUGCCAUGAAACGGACGUCACGCUUUGUUCGCACUGUACAGUUAAUUGCAUGCGGCAAUGUUGUUCUCUGAAUGUUUGCAUUGUACAUAGAAAUUUUAUUGAACAUACAGUAAUUAUUUUAAUUACGUUGGUGUACAGUGUAUCCGAUCAAUACUGAAUUAAAUGAUCGAUUAUGAUUUGGAAAAGGUUUUAAAAGGAAGCGUAGCUUGUGAAUGUUCGAGUACUUUCUCAACAUCGGAUCGUUUUCCUGCAUCGUACCUAAUUUAUUGAACCAGUUUUGCACUGGGACAGCAUGGUAAUGUUUGUACGGCAUAUUUAUUUUUUUUAAUGGAAAGAUAUAAAAGUCGUCAAUGUAUCCGAGUAGAUAUACAGCAUAAGACAUGAGAGAAUUCACAAUACAGAGAUACUUUUAUGAAUUCAUUUUAAAAUUCAUUGUCACUGUGUAUGACGAAUUUAGUGUAGAAUAUUCAUACUGUAGCCUACACGUGCAUUCAGUGGCGGCACAGAUGUGAGUGCAUGAGUUUUAUUGAUUUCAAAUGUAUGAAAGGCAGUUCGAGAUGGCUUACAGCGAUUUGCGUGGAAACAAUUUUAAAGCGGUUCUGUUUUUAAUGAACUAAGUACUUGAAUUUUGAAAUGCGUUAUUUCUGAGAGCCAGACCUAUGAAGAAUUGUCUUUACUGGCACGAGAUAUACAGGAAUUCAUGUUGUAAUUUUAUUUUAUUUUGUAUUUUUUGCCUUUGUAUUCAAUCACUCAAAAUGCCUUUUUUGUUUCGUUAAAUAAACCUCUUUUAUUUACUUCUUCUAGUGUCAUUUUGUACCACAUGGUUCAUUGUAUGGUCUUGUAAGGAUGUAUGUUUUAUGUUUUUAGUUCUCACCAAUGUUCCAACCAAAGGUCAAAAGUAUAGAAUGGCUGCUCUUAAUCAUACAUAUUAAGUAAAUGGUGGCACUACAACAGAAAGAAACCCAGCUGGGGCGAACAGACGUGCAUUGUUAUACUGUACAAGUGUAAUCUGAAACAAGCGAAAGGAAAAGUUCAUUCAGUGUAACUUUCAAAACCUUGUAGGUCAUUUCCAAGGAAGCACUGGGUUAUGAAUCUAUGAACAGUUAAAUGUCAUUUAAGAUGUCUUUUUUUUUUUUUUUUUUCAGAAUAUUGAAUUUUACUUUUACUAAGUCUUUUCAAUGCAUAAAGUUCAGUGUUUCAGUGCAUUAAUGUUUAUUUUAAGGAAUGUAAAAGUGCACAAUAUCAUGACUGUGUGUGUUUUUAUUACUGAAGCGUUCCAUACACUAAUGUCACAGGAAAUUGUUGCCAUGUAAAGGCUUACAUUUGUUACUAAGGUGAGCACAGGGAUCAUCUUCCCAUUAUACUGAAGGAAAGUGCAUGUAUCUGAGGAAUGACACAACAGAUAUUUUUGAACAUGUUGGUUCUUUCACGUGUCUUAAUUUUUCACUUUCGUUAUGCCAUUUGCCUCAAUAAAGCAAUAUGUUAAUUUUGA